This is a messenger RNA of Puccinia triticina, 681 nucleotides long. RefSeq lists its product as uncharacterized. NCBI's taxonomy places the organism in Eukaryota, Fungi, Basidiomycota, Pucciniomycetes, Pucciniales, Pucciniaceae. The coding region runs from base 1 to 681 and encodes 226 amino acids. The record is from RefSeq and is a predicted model, not a curated record. The transcript is spliced from 3 exons.
AUGCUCAACUUGCCAAGAUCGCGCUCCUCCACUGGCUCAUCGUGUGGCUUUCACGACCUCCCUCAAGCUACCUUGCUCAGGCCUUCCGACGCUGAAUCAUCCAAACAACAACACGCUGGACGUAGGUUAUCCAAAAUGCGAAACAUGAUUUCUUCCACCUUAACUAAAAGUAACUCGCACUACCCGUUACAACCUUCGAAUUACACUCAAACUCUUCCAACCUCGAGGCCCAAAGUCAGACGUACAAUUUCCCGCUCGAUGAUCGCGCCCCUCCAGCAUCUUUUCGGGGUAGAGCAUCACGACACCGAGUUGGAAGAGGCAGAGCGAUACGAGAACCAGCCCUGGUCACUGACGCUGAGCAAGGCCAACACAUCAAGAUUCUCGCGUCGUGGACCGACAGCGGUGCUCUAUCAGCCGACACUCUCCGACGAUGAAGAAUGGGACUUCCGUUGUCAGGGAAUGGCUCCGGUGAUCCCGGCCCGGCCUUCGGAAGACGCUCUCAGCCCCAGCUCAGCCUACAAAACAGAAGAUCUCAGUCGACUCUAUCUCCGGCCCUCUCAACCUUGCCACCCCAAGAUCAAUCUCUCCUCUUCUCGCUCCUCCCACCCACCGGACACGGAACCAAUUGGGCCUCGGAGUCAAAACCUAAUCAACCAAACCUUAUCAAUGGCUUGGUUUUAA